Psilocybe cubensis is the source of this 1350-nucleotide messenger RNA. RefSeq lists its product as uncharacterized. The coding region runs from base 1 to 1350 and encodes 449 amino acids. Lineage: Eukaryota; Fungi; Basidiomycota; Agaricomycetes; Agaricales; Agrocybaceae. The transcript has 3 exons. The record is from RefSeq and is a predicted model, not a curated record.
AUGGAACGCAACAAAGCGCUAGCUUGGGGUUCACCUUCAGUGGUUAGAGUUUAUGGACUCAAUAACAUUACUGACGACUCUGGUGUCACUGACCCGAACUGGGAAUGCUUCAUCGACAAUAUCAGCAUUGGAAGAAGCCUAGGUCCAUCAACGCUAGUAGGAAACUACUGGACAAUGUGCGAGCACCAUCAGCUGGUCGAUGGAUUCCACUACCUAACGCUGAACGCAACGGUCGUAAAAGGGCAAACAUGCUGGAUAGACGAAAUUCAAUAUAUUUCUUCCUAUAUGGACAUUGAUUCACAGAAUGCGGACAUCUACGUGGACAAUUUAGAUCCUGCGUUUGAAUUCAGUCAAGGGUGGGGCGACUUCGAAGGCUUUGUUAAUACAACAAAUACAAAUCAUGCAUCCGUGAGUUUUCCAUUCACUGGCGUCUCUGUUGAAUGGUACGCGUAUGUAUCUUCAAGCCCCAGCAUCCCGGCCAAUGCAACCUAUUCAGUGGACAACGAAGACCCGGUCACCUUUUUGAUACGCGGCGAUCCUCAAGCCAACAAAUUCAACCAAUUGCUGUUCAGAACGCGGCAAUACACACCUGGUCCACACGUUCUCAGUGUCACAUACCUAGGAGAUUCAACGACAACUCCUCUCACAUUGGAUUGGCUAAUCGUCCAAAAUAUCACGAAUCUGUUGAAUAACAAUGGAAAUUCAAACCUGAACGAACCAGAAUCACCGGCGCACUCUAAAGUUGGGCCCAUCGUCGGUGGAGUUCUGGGUGGCCUUGUUAUAAUUGGGGUCAUCACUGCUGCCCUGUUCUAUACAAGAAGACGGAAGGCAAAGAAGCAGAAACAAGAAGAGGGAACAUUGCUUGAUAUAGACGCAGACGCUAUGAUUCAACCAUUCAGACUCUCUCCAAGUGUCCCAACAGGCUCGGUUGGGAAUAGCAUUGGUACCUAUCGCUUGCCCCAGAUUAACAUGGCGACAGCAAACUCCUCGAAGCUUAGCUUGGAUCACAGUUUAUUACAACCUUCAAGCGUAGCCACAGAGAUUAAGGAUACUCCCCUUGUGUCAACCGGACGCAUAGAUCAACGAAUGCCGACUGCACAAGGGCGCCUAGAAACACCGCAAUUACCCUCGGUCAACGGUAUUUCUAAUAGCACUCCGAGCCAACCGUCUGGCACCUCUCUACGUCGACAAAACAGCUUACCAAGUGUGCCGGCGCCUAAUGAACCGCAAGUUGCAAUAUCAAACUCCGGCACCCCUCGAAUGAUAGUGCACGAAGAUAGUGGUCUUCGAUUACAGCGGGAAAGUCACGGGAGUGUCCUUGAAGUGCCACCAAUGUAUACUGCUGGAUAA